Molecule: messenger RNA, 2127 nt
Organism: Symbiodinium sp. CCMP2592
Lineage: Eukaryota; Dinophyceae; Suessiales; Symbiodiniaceae
Source: the annotation of a GenBank genome assembly
AUGCAAUGCUUUUCAGUGCGCUCCUUGGAAUGGAAGCUCUUCCUCUACUCUGCAGCAAGCGGUGGCUUUGCUUGUGCUGUGUUUUGGAAUGCUUUGACAGGGGACUUUGUGUACGAUGACACGUAUGCGAUCGUUCAGAAUCCUGACGUGUACUCUUCAUCACCAAUGGCGAAUUUGCUCAAGAACGACUUUUGGGGGUUUCCGCUUCAGUCGGAGAAAAGCCACAAGAGUUUUCGACCACUGACCACUCUGACGUUUCGCGUCCAGAUGACUCAAAUGGCAAACACUGCUGACAAACAGGCUGCAAACGUGAUGCAUCGCAUCAAUGUGAUACUUCACGGCAUCAACACAGCCUUGUUGAUUCCACUUUACCGGAAGUUCGGCUUCAGUGGCAAGGAAUGCUUCGUUGCCGGCAUGCUCUUCGCAUGUCAUCCAGUGCAUGUCGAAGCAGUUGCGAAUCUAGUCGGUCGUGCUGAGCUUCUUGCAACGCUAUUCACCGUAUUGAGCAUUCUAUUAUGGUCGCCAUCCAACAAGCGUUGGCCUUUGUCGAUGCUUUUGGGUUCACUGGCUCUGCUUUGCAAGGAGACGGCGGCAGUCGUAGCUCUUCCGAUGUGUACAGUCAUGCAAACACUUGAAUCGCUCAAGAAGCCUUCAUCUCGACUGAAGACGGUGCUGCCCUUGCUGCUCUUGGCCGUGCUGCUAGUUGCGCGGGUAUCGCUGCACGGCGGUAUCCAUCAGCGUCCUUUUCUCCAUCGUGAAUCCAAUCCUGCAGCUUUCGCAGAGAACAUGGCGACACGGAUUCUCAGCCUUCACUUCUAUCUUUACAGGCAUUUGGUGCUACUUCUAUGGCCGAACCCGCUCUGCUGUGAUUGGAGCUAUGGUUCCAUUCCACUCCUCCACAGUUUUGCAGAUAUGCGAAGUUUUGGGCCUUUCUGCGUCAUCUACGGGCUUCCUGCGGCUUUGCUUGGGCUGGCCAGCAGCCAUGCGUCUCGUACUUACCAUCGAGGACUCUUGCUAUCCAGUGCUCUCAUGGCUUUGUCAAUAGUGCCUUUCUCGAACGUCUUGUUCACUGUGGGUUUUGCCGUCGCCGAACGCGUGCUGUAUCUUCCAUCUAUAGCAGCCUGCUCCAUCAUUGGUCAUAUUAUCUGCGUGUCUUUGCCGGCUCAUGGACCGCCGAGCAGGCUUUGGAGAUGUGUGAUAUUUCUCAUUGUCGUCAUGUGGUGUGGAAGUUGGGCUCGCAGCUGCUUGAAGCAAAGUCUGGUCUGGGGGACAGCAGAGUCGUUGUAUCGUGCCGGCGUUGAUGCGAAUCCUUCCAAUGAGAAGCUCCAUGAUCUUCUGGCUACUAGACUUCAGAACAGUGGCGGUAAUCUUCAGGAGGCCAUGUGGCAUGCUGAAGAGGCUAUUCGGCUCAAUGACGACUACUGGCAUGCUCAUGCCACUUUGGGUCAGCUUAGAUCAAGUGGUGGUGACAGGUCAGGUGCCAUUGCCAGCUACACGAAAGCGCUACGUUUGGCUGAAGAACAGCAGUUGGACACUGUGGCAGAUGCCCCCAAAGUUCGGCUCAAUCUUGCAGUUCAACUCCAAGAUGUAGAUCGACAGGCAGCCGAGGGGCAUUUUCGUCGGCUUUGCCUUCUACCGGGCUCUGAUCCACUCCGGGCAAUGGGCCUUGUGAUUUUUGGUGCAUUUCUGGAAUCCGGAGCCCGGGGCCGUCAAGAGCCUCUUGAAGAAGCGGCGUACAUGUAUGAGGAGGCGCUGAGGUCCAGCGCCCUCGAACAAAGAAGUGCUGCGCAUCUGCGCCUGGGAUCAGUCAUCCGCAGGCUUGCGUUGACCUACAAUGAAAGCCUCAUAGGACGUGGAGUCGGUGCCCUUGUUGCUCCAAGUUGCUCUGAGAGGAGUGCCACUCUUCAAACUGGCUCCAGGAUACCCGGUACAUGGUGGCAGGUGUGGAAGUGCAUGAUGGAAUUCAAGCUUGAGACAGAGGGGUGCCACAAGGAGAUGGACCUUGUAGUGCUGGGACCUUGCCACUCUUCCCCAGGGAACUUGGCCUUAGCCGAGAAGGCCUGGCGAAUCUUUCGUGGAUGCAUGGCGAAGGAGGCUCUGGCGGAAGGCGCGAGAAGGUUCUUCUGA